AUGCAAAACCUACCGCAUUUUGUUUCGUUCCAGAUGAACGAGAUGAGGAACAGUUAUGUCGAUGCAAACAAUAGGAUAAUCGAGAAAAUGGACUUAAUGGCUGAGGAAUUCGUGAAUGAAAUGGGCAUGCUACCUGAAAUAUCAGAAGGCGUAAAAUCGUAUAUUGAGGAUUGCAUAAGGCACAUGCGAGAGAUUGUUGUUGACCAUGUGGGAAUGGCAAUAUGUGAGUUUAAGGCUGCAUAUAAUCCAUGCGAAGAAAGCACAAAAUCAAGAAGGUUUCCAAAGUUCAUCACUGACGAGCUUGAGAGAAGCUUCGAGGCCGAUUAG
Messenger RNA from Ordospora colligata OC4, 327 nucleotides. Its product is annotated as putative homeodomain-containing transcription factor. Bases 1 to 327 code for a protein of 108 amino acids. The transcript has a single exon. NCBI's taxonomy places the organism in Eukaryota, Fungi, Microsporidia, Ordosporidae. The record is from RefSeq and is a predicted model, not a curated record.